CUCAGUUCCUUUCUCCAUCUCUCCAUUCUCCAUCUCAAUUCUUCCUCACAAAAGACCCGACAAAAGAUUAUUAACUCAAUAUGGAUUUUUUUUCACACAAACUCAUUUUCAAAUAAAAAUUCAUACUUAAACCAAAUCACCCAAGAAUCCAUUUAUCAAUUACUUCAACACAAUUGGGCAGAAAUUGGAGCUCAAUUAUGGCUAUAAAUAGCCAUGUAAAUGUUGCCUCCCUGAAAUUACCACAUACCACACACCACCAUUCUAUCUUCCACCAUCUUCAUUCUACCGGAAAAUUGCCGGGAAACCGCUACCCAAAAACCCCACUCAGAACCCCUGUUUUUUUUCGCAACCCUCUCUCUUACCCCUCUGCUUUCGUUCAGCCACCACAGCACCACCACCCUCCACCGACGUCCAUCACCACUACCACCUGUGAUGUCGCCUGCUUCUGUGCUAACCAACAACCACCGCACCGCCAACCAAGUCGUGUUCCUUCUCCGUCGCUCAGCUUCCUCUCUCUCUUCCUCGCCCAAUUCGCUCUCUCUCUCUCCUAUGCCUGGUCUGCUGCACGCACCGCCCAACACCACGGACCACCGUCGUGCCUUACGUUCUGCCUCGCAUCGCCGAUUAGUCGCCGAGCUUCGAGCUUCUUCUACUGCUCUCUGGUUCGACGGUGUUUGGUGGAAGCAGAGAUUAAACGGAAAGGAUAUUACAGCCUCCCCCGGCCUUCAAGGUUAUUAAGCAAGAAUCCAGGUAUGAGCAUAGCCAUUGCAAGUGCACUGUUAAUAAGGAACUUGUUCAAGGAAAAGUGUGCGGUAUCUGGUGUUGGAGAAAUUAUUAUUACUAUUUGAGUUGAGUAUUUAUGUAUAGUUAUUAAGGACUAUUUAAGGUUGCAUUGUAUUAGUGGGUCAUAUCCCACAAGCUUAAGUUCCAUUUCCGUUGCUAAGUAUGAACAAUUGUGUUUUAUUAAGGUUAUGAAUUUUCGGGGCGUUACAGUUGAAGUAAUCUUUGAUUACUUAAAAUGAUUUAAAAAUCAUAAACUUUGAUUUAUAAA
Molecule: messenger RNA, 1051 nt
Organism: Beta vulgaris subsp. vulgaris (sugar beet)
Lineage: Eukaryota; Viridiplantae; Streptophyta; Magnoliopsida; Caryophyllales; Amaranthaceae
Exons: 3
Coding region: 198-848 (216 amino acids)
Source: RefSeq, a predicted model, not a curated record